GAGCGUUCAAACAGGCUCACGAGCGUGGCUUGAAACCUCUGUGACGUUGACAACAUCCGAGCUCCAGCCGGGCUUUGAGCUCACAUGUCCACGGUAGCUCCCCUGCUAACUGUGUCCUGACCGGUGUUGAUCACCGGCCGGUCGGACGCUUUCCCCACAGACACGCGCACACACACGCGCGCGCGGUGUUAUAUGUGCACGCCGACCGACGAAGCUUGUAGCAUGUGUAGCCAGAACCCACCAGCGAGUGAGUGCGCAUGAGAAAGUGACCAGUGGAGUGAAAAACCUGCAGAAAUAGGAAUCAGUCUGUCAUAAACGUCAGUUGUUCUGAGAUGGACAGAGAAGCGGGUUGUUUUUUUUAUUUGGUAUGUUAUUAGCGCACGCUGUGUUGUCAUUAGGCAGAGGUUCACACAAAGGCUGUAACAACUGUCAGCAUCCACUCACCCUGCUGGUUGCUACUACCCUCAGUGUUUAGCACCAUCAAUGUAUGUGGUGAAGUGACCCCUAGUGGGUAAAUAGCUCCAGGAGGGAAUUGUCGACUGUCCAGAUGUCAUCAACAGACGGUCAGCUAUGUCUGAACAUCAGCAUGUCUUCAUCUGUAGCACGACCUCCACGACCUCGGCAGCGAUGGGGUCAGAAGAAGAGAUGCCGGAGCACCGAUAUGGAGGCGGGGCUUGUCGCAAAACAGAGGAGGCAAAGAACACCUGAAGGGCCAAGAAGCGGCAAGGAUGACAGGAAGAAGAGUGACAUCAUCAAGACCUCUUCUCUGUUCAAGCACAACCCACUUGUCCCUGACAUCAGCAGGCCAGAAGUGUCCCAAGUCACUGAGAAGAUUUUCUCCUCCGGCUCCUUCUCUGACCUGGACCUCCACCCUCACCUGGUGUCGACGCUGAAUAAAGUUCUGAACGUUUCUGUACUGACAAGUGUUCAGGAAGAGACUAUCCCAGUUCUCCUCUCUGGACGCGAUGCUGUGGUCCGCUCCCAGACUGGUUCAGGUAAAACUUUGUGCUACGCGGUUCCUGUGAUCCAAAAACUGCAGGAGGUCCAGCCAAAGGUCCAGCGCUCGGACGGUCCUCUGGCUGUCGUCAUUGUUCCCACAAGAGAGUUGGCUCUGCAGACCUUCCAGACAUUCCAGAAGCUUCUGAAGCCAUUCACCUGGAUCGUAGCUGGAGUUCUGAUGGGAGGCGAGAAGAGGAAGGCGGAGAAAGCUAGGAUCCGUAAGGGCAUCAACAUCCUGGUGUCAACGCCAGGGCGCCUGGUGGAUCACAUCAAACACACACUGAACAUCAGCUUCAGUGCCGUCCGUUGGCUGAUUCUGGACGAGGCCGACCGCAUCCUGGACUUGGGUUUUGAAAAAGAUGUGACCGUCAUCCUGAAUAGCCUGAACUCAAGUGGACCAGCGAGACAGAACGUGUUGCUGUCCGCCACACUCACAGACGGUGUGACGCGGCUGGUGGACGUAUGUCUGAAGGACCCGGUCAGUAUUCGUCUGUCUGCUCCUGCGUCGUCACAGGACGGCGAGCUGACCGUCCACUCUGAGCAUGGGCAAGGUUUCGCAGUACCGGAGGAGCUGAGUCAGUCGGUCGUGGUGGUCCCGAGUAAGGUCCGACUGGUGGUGCUGGCUGCCUUUAUCCUGGACAAGUGCAGGUCCUUGCAGGAGAACAAAGUCAUCAUCUUCGUGUCCAGCUGCGAGGGCGUGGACUUCCUGCACCAGCUCUUCACCUCCGUCCUUCUGACCAAUCACAAGCCGGCACUGGAGCUCCUGCGUCUCCAUGGAAACAUGAAGCAAGAGGAGCGCUCUGACGUCUAUCAGCGGUUCUGCUCGGCCCGAUCUGGAGUUCUGAUCUGCACAGACGUGGCGGCGCGGGGACUGCAUCUGCCGCAGGUCACGUGGAUCGUUCAGUACACUCCCCCCAUGGCAGCGGUGGACUAUGUGCACCGUGUGGGUCGGACAGCGCGCAUCGGAGGAGCAGGAAACAGCCUUCUCUUCUUGACCCCGGCAGAGACGACCUUCAUCUCUGAACUAGCCACGCACAACAUCAGCCUGACGGAGGUGAAGAUGUCUGACAUCCUGAGCAGCCUGAUGCUGGAUGACACCUACAAGGGGCGUGGCAAAUACCACAGCCAGAGCUCGGCAGCAGCUCUGGAACAGGAGAAGCGAGAGAGAGCGACGGUUCUCCAGACAAACUUUGAGAACUUUGUUCACUCAUCCGAGCAAACGUUGACGGCGGCCAAGACAGCGCUGCAAUCUUUCCUGCGAGCGUACGCCACGUACCCCCCCCACCUCCGGAAAUGCUUCCACAUCCGUGCGCUGCAUCUCGGCCACUGCGCCAAGAGCUUCGGCCUCAGAGACGCGCCGAGGGGCCUCUCUGCCGCAGGUAUGAAGACGCCUCGUCGGAGAACUGGGGAGAUUCGGGCAAGGAAACGAAACCCUGCUGAGACGAAAGCGACAGCGAGUCAGCGUGACAUGCAACUGCUGCGCUCCGAGUUCUCCAGCGGCUUGGAAGGUGGAACUAAGAGGCGGGGGAAGAAGCGUGGCACAGCGAACGACUGACUUCUGAAUAAAAGUGAAGGUCAAAGGUCGUCUUCAGGAGUCCUCAAGUUCUCACCCAACAAUGACUCAGUGAUGAUGUCACUGGCCCUGAAGAGUUUCCUCAGGACUGAGGGCCGAGCUGAUGGUCUGGAGAGGCGGAGAGACCUGGGAGCAGAACUGUCUGGGACUGAGAGGAUAUGGUUGUCCAUGUCCAUUGAGAAAGCCUGAGGAGAAACUCCCUGAUUUGACAUGUGAUCAAAAGCACGACUGGAACACCUCCGUUAUGGGAUGAGAAUGUGAUUUGAGUUUCAAGUGGCCUCCGACAGCAACCUUUAAUAGAAGCACGUGCAGUUUUAUACUCAAAAUUGACAAGCAUUGUUUGUUUUAUUUGUCUGUGCGUGUCACCUUGCUUCCCGGUGUUGCACUGAGUGGUGCAUGUGUGUGUUUGAACACUGCACUUUUCCUGUGUGGGUAUCUGGUAUAAAAGUGGACUGCACUGUGAGAUGUGUCACAUGUUCCACUUGUCCUCACCUGGUUUGUGUCAUGAAGUUCUUGGCUGAACUGUUGUGGGUCACAUGGUCCAGUAGCAAGUGCGCUCGUGUGACAAGUUGGCCACUGAUCAACUUUGGGGCUUGCUGCUGCUUGUUUGAAGUGAAGCAGAACUACCACAUCACGCUGUGGUCAAUCGUCGUCCACUCACCUUCAGCUGUGCCUUCCGUCCCAAGUGUGAAGCCUCGACCACCCUACUGGGUUUUGCCCAAAGGAGGCUCGGACCAAUCGUCAUGAUAUGAUCACUGCCGUCAUCUUCAUCGCCUCAUCAUAAUAAAGGCCGUCAAAUCUAAUCGCCAC
Messenger RNA from Synchiropus splendidus (mandarinfish), 3382 nucleotides. RefSeq names its product DEAD (Asp-Glu-Ala-Asp) box polypeptide 31 (gene ddx31). Gene Ontology annotation, molecular function: nucleic acid binding; ATP binding. Gene Ontology annotation, cellular component: nucleus. The transcript is spliced from 21 exons. Lineage: Eukaryota; Metazoa; Chordata; Actinopteri; Syngnathiformes; Callionymidae. The record is from RefSeq and is a predicted model, not a curated record. Gene Ontology annotation, biological process: ribosome biogenesis. Bases 548 to 2554 code for a protein of 668 amino acids.